This is a messenger RNA of Melospiza georgiana, 3258 nucleotides long. It is a transcript of the gene SLC49A4, whose product is annotated as solute carrier family 49 member 4. Bases 1 to 1425 code for a protein of 474 amino acids. NCBI's taxonomy places the organism in Eukaryota, Metazoa, Chordata, Aves, Passeriformes, Passerellidae. The record is from RefSeq and is a predicted model, not a curated record. The transcript is spliced from 9 exons. Gene Ontology annotation, cellular component: membrane; intracellular membrane-bounded organelle.
AUGGGCUUGGGCUGGAGCAGCGCGGAGGAGCGGCGGCCCCUCCUGCCGCCGCCGCCGCAGCAGCCGCGGCCGCAGCCGCGGGGGCCGGCGGGGGUCCCGGCGGGGCGGCUGCCGCCGCUGUCGGGCCGCGUGUACGGGCGGCGGUGGCUGGUGCUGCUGCUGUUCUCGCUGCUGGGCUUCGCGCAAGGCCUGGUGUGGAACACCUGGGGCCCUAUCCAGAACUCGGCCCGCCUGGCCUUCGGCUUCAGCGGCUGGGACAUCGCCCUGCUCGUCUUCUGGGGGCCCAUCGGCUUCGCGCCCUGCUUCUUCUUCAUGUGGCUCAUGGACAAGAAGGGUCUGAGGGUAACAGUGUUACUAACAUCAUCCCUCAUGGUAUUGGGAGCUGGCCUGAGAUGUGUUCCAGUUUCAGAUCUAGAAAUUAGGAAAAAGCUGAUCCACGGCGGGCAGCUGCUGAACGGGCUGGCGGGCCCCACGGUGAUGAACGCCGCUCCCUUCCUUUCCACCACCUGGUUCUCCCCGGACGAGCGCGCCACGGCCACGGCCAUCGCCUCGCUGCUCAACUACCUGGGCUCGGCCGCCGCCUUCCUGGUGGGGCCGCUGGUGGUGCCGCCGCCCAACGGGACGGCCCAGCUGGGAGCGCCCUCCAACACCCAGCACAUCAAGGACCGCAUCGAGGCCGUGCUCUACGCAGAAUUUGGAAUGGUUUCCCUGAUAUUUUCUGCAGCGUUGGCCUACUUCCCCUCGCGCCCUCCGUUCCCCCCCAGCGUGGCUGCAGCGAGCCAGCGCCUCAGCUACAGGAGAAGUUUUUGCAGACUCUUAAGCAAUUUCCGAUUCUUGAUGAUUGCUUUGGCCUAUGCCAUACCACUGGGUGUUUUCUCUGGCUGGUCUGGUGUUCUGGAUUUGAUAUUAACACCCAUUCAUGUAAGCCAGGUGGAUGCAGGCUGGAUUGGAUUUUGGUCUAUAGUUGGAGGUUGUGUUGUUGGCAUAGCAAUGGCAAGAUUUGCAGAUUUUAUCAGGGGCAUGCUGAAGUUCAUACUGCUGCUGCUUUUAUCUGGAGCAACAUUAGCAUCAACCUGGUUCACUCUCACCUGUCUAACUUCUGUCACUCAUCUGCCUUUGACCACAGCUACACUGUACACAUCCUGCAUUUUGCUGGGCAUAUUCCUCAACAGCAGCGUACCAAUAUUCUUUGAGCUCUUUGUGGAGACAGUCUACCCUGUUCCAGAAGGAAUAAGCUGUGGAGUUGUCACCUUUUUGAGUAAUGUGUUCAUGGGAGUGCUUUUGUUUUUCCUCACAUUCUACCAUACAGAGUUCUCCUGGUUCAACUGGUGCCUGCCAGGGUCGUGUCUGCUCAGCCUGCUCCUCAUCCUGUGCUUCCGCGAGUCCUACGACAGACUCUAUCUCGACGUCGUCGUCUCCGUGUGAUCACCCCGCACUGGUGAGGGCUUGGAAGAGACUGGAAGUCGGCUUUGCAGUCUGCACAACUGCCUGGAUUUGCACAGCUGAACAGCAGAAAAACAAAGAAAUUUCAAGACUUAAUCGUGGCUUUAUUUAGAGAGGGUGAGGGAUGGGUCGUUCUUAUGUUCAGGACCAUCUUGAUUUGCCAUAAAUGUGGAACUGGAGUGGUGAUGGAGACACCAAAAUGCACAAAGAGAAUCUCUCUGCUGUCCAGGUCCCUGUGCAGGGCUGGGGCUCUCUGUUGGAGAGGCUGUUGAUGUAGCAGUGAGGUGUAUGUUGUGUGUGUGUGCCUGUGUGCUUACUCACGGUUAUACACACCAGGGUACCAGUAAUCUUCAGAGUCUUCUAUCAGAAUGAAAAUAGGGAAUAAUCUUAACAAAAGGAAAAAAAAAUAAGAAAGAAAACAAAAAUCGUUUCAAGAUCUCUUUAAAAUCACUAGUCAUUUAUAUUUUGAAUGCUCAUUAAACAUUUAAGCUAAAAUGAUUUGGUGCUUGUACACUACAUUUACGUUCUAAUAAAGUGGGUUCUGAUAUAAGACACUGGUACCAGGGUUUUUAGCCAUACUAAAUACCCCAAAUAAUCGUUGCAGUUUUAUUAGAGGUGUGUGUUACCACCCUGGAGCACAAGUAAACAAUAGCUUUAGCUGCCACUGAAUCCCAACCUGCACCCACAGUCAUCUCUGAAAUGCCACCCUGGUUCCUGAAUAUGGAGCAUCUGUGGUGUACUGGAGUGUCACUCUAGGUAAAUGUUGCUGUUCUAAAGGCCACCACUGUGUCACCUUUCCAUCCUCCAUCUCCAGUACUGCCUUUUUUACUGUUUGUGCCACUGAAUACUGUGGGUGUGGAUGUCUGAAUCCUGCUAGCUCUCUCCUGAUACUCUAAGGUGUGUGUGGUUUUUAGGAUUAGUUUAUGACUGAGGGUGCCUAAACAAUAUUGCUUGUAACCCAAGUCUGGAGAAAUCACUGUUUCCUAAAAAAACCUUUCUAGUUGAGGAGGUGCAUUGAUGGCGAAAUGACAAUGAGUUUGACAAUGAGUAACUCACGAGUUCUGGCAUAAUAUGGGAAAUUAUUGCCAGCUCUUUUUAUCAGUACUAAUCUGUGGUCGUUCCGGCCCUUACUUGAACAUAAAUAUUAAAGACACUUUGAAUAGUUUUUUAACUCAAUUUUUAAACCUGCUAAUGAUUUCUUAAUUAUAUUCUUAGAUUUCAGUUCAGCAUCAUUUAAAAUAUUUCUGUAUGUGUGUGUGUGUGUUCUGUGCUUUGUGUUAUGGGGAUGUGUUUGUGUGUAUGGGGGCGUGCAUAUUUAUAUCAAUGUAUACACAAAUAAAACUUAUAUAUAUAAGAGAUACAUAUAUAUAUAUAUAUAUAUAUAUAUAAGUUGUGCAAGGGUAUGUGUUUGCCUAGAUUUACUGCAGGUGAUCCUGCCUGGGGAGGGUGAUGUGCCCUUGUUUGCAUCCAAGCCAGUCACUGCCGUGAGUGGGAAGCCUUGUGCACGGUCUGCGACAGGGAUUCUUUUCAGGGAAUGAUUUCCUGUCCUGGCAGUUCUGUGGCAGGGGGUGGGUGCAUGUGUUGGAGGAGGCUCUGCAUCUCCAGAAGUUGAAUCAAGCACCCUCUGCUCCUGUGUGGGGCUCUUCUUUGCCCCUGGGGCAACACCAACACGGUAAGCUCACGCAAAUAAACCCAGAGCUACCUUUCAGACGUGGAUCUGUUCCUUCUGCCUGCUCUCCUUUUGUAGAGAGAAUACACCUCUGAGACUUAACUCAGGAGUGUAUCUGUGCAGUAAAAUAAAACAAGCUGUUCCCU